Pyrgilauda ruficollis (rufous-necked snowfinch) is the source of this 2113-nucleotide messenger RNA. It is a transcript of the gene ACKR4, whose product is annotated as atypical chemokine receptor 4. Gene Ontology annotation, cellular component: membrane. Gene Ontology annotation, molecular function: scavenger receptor activity; chemokine binding; chemokine receptor activity. The record is from RefSeq and is a predicted model, not a curated record. NCBI's taxonomy places the organism in Eukaryota, Metazoa, Chordata, Aves, Passeriformes, Passeridae. The transcript is spliced from 2 exons. Bases 140 to 1201 code for a protein of 353 amino acids. Gene Ontology annotation, biological process: chemotaxis; G protein-coupled receptor signaling pathway; immune response.
ACGGACUUCCACAUGAGGGUGUGGUGUUUGAAGACAAAAUGCAGUGUGUCAGAGCAAUUGAGAUCACUUCACUGAGGCACAUCUCAAUUGCAGUACCUGCUACUCAUCUGCUGACAAAAGCUUUGCCACAGCCUGAGAUAUGAAUAACUCAACAGAUUACUGGAUUGAGGAUGAGGAGGAUGAUCUCAACCCUCUUAUAGAUUACAAUACCUAUGAGCUUCUCUGUGAAAAAAGUGACGUGAGAAAUUUCAGAAAAUUAUUCCUCCCAGUGUUCUAUACACUGGCUUUCACGGUUGGAGUGGCUGGAAACUCAUUAGUGGUUGCAAUUUACGCCUACUGCAAGAAACCCAAGACCAAGACAGACGUGUAUAUCAUGCACCUCGCCAUUGCUGAUCUGCUCCUGCUUUUCACCCUCCCUUUUUGGGCUGCAAAUGCAGUGCAGGGAUGGGAACUUGGAAACCCAAUGUGCAAGCUCACUUCUUCUCUGUACACCAUGAAUUUCAGCUCCAGCAUGCUGUUCCUGGCCUGUAUCAGUGUGGAUAGGUACAGGGCCACUUCUGAAUCCCAGGGCCGGAGAAGAGUAGGCAAACACUGCAGUGUUACCUGCAUCUGUGUCUGGCUGGCUGCCACUUUCCUCAGUAUCCCAGAGCUGAUAUUUAAUCAAGUCAAGAAACACAAUGAGAGGAACGAAUGCCUUCCCAUAUUUCCAAUGAACAUGGAAACACUCUUAAAAUCAACCAUUCAAAUCCUGGAAAUUAUCCUGGAAUUUCUGCUUCCUUUCCUAGUAAUGCUGAUCUGCUAUUCCGCUACUGCUCGGGCCAUCUUUAGGUCUGCAAAUGUUAAGAAGUCCAGGCCUUUCAAGGUUCUGCUGGCAGUAGUGGCUACUUUCAUUGUCACCCAGCUACCCUACAACAUCGUGAAGCUGUGGCGAGCCUUAGACAUCAUCUACAUGUUGGUUACAGACUGUCACACCAGUAAAACCAUGGACGUGGCACUCCAGGUCACCAAGAGCAUUGCUUUGUUCCAUGCCUGCCUCAACCCUCUCCUCUACGCCUUCCUGGGCGCCUCUUUCAAAAUGCACAUCAUGAAAAUUGCAAAAAAUUAUGGGUACUGGAGAAGACAGCAGCAGAAUGGAAGACCUGAAGAAAUUUCUAUGAAUUAUGAAGACCCUACUGAAGAAACAAUCAGUUUCACUAUAUAGGCCCUCUGUUCCUUCCAUCAUCUUACAUAACCAAGGUUAAUUAAUUCCAGGGGGUAUUGCUUCCGCAGCUGUUUCUCUGCAAGUCAGCUUUCAGAUGAAUUUCUGAACCUGCCAAGAUACCACAAAGCACUUCAAAGUGGAACGUGUUUAUCAGAAUCAAGCAGGAACUGAACAGGAAUCAAGCAAGAACUAAAUACUGAAACCCCUAGAAACAACCUGAGAUAUUUACUAAACAACAACAUUAAAAAACUCAAACAAAAAAAAGAGCACCACAAUAAAAACCAAAAACCUAAAAACCCUCAAGAUUUAAAUUUCUAAGUGUCAUAGUACUAGGCAAUUAAGUAACUGUGUAAUGAACAACUAGUACACAUCUAAGCAUGCAAUUAAAACAGAGAAAAAAAAUCACCAAUAAAACAACAGGAACCUUUGUACCAGAAGUUAAUAAUCUUGUCUUUCUUCAACUAUUUUAUAAAACUUUAGAACAUUUGCCUAACAGUUCAGCUCCAUUUCUCAACUCAGCUAUCAUUCCAUAGAUAACCUUGCAGCUUGAAAUUAAGUAUAAGCUUAUGGCUGAGAACCAAGAGGGAGAAAGAGAGGGGAAAAGCCAUUCUCUAUGUGUUUCUACAAAGGUAUAGCAGCAACAACAUUCUCCACAAAAGUACCCCAGUAACUCCUUUUCUAUAACUACAGAAAAAAUGACCUUUCAUCUCUUCUUUUCUGCUCAACCUAAACUUCAACAAGACCAGUGCUCAAAGGGUGGCUGGCAUACUCUAGAUUUUUAUAAAUGUAAUAAAAAGUUCAUGUAAUCUUAAGAUACAAGGUCUGGAUUUUUUAUUUAGACUUGUUAAAAUUAAUCAAGCACUGCAAUAACUGUAUCUGCUAAAGUAUAUGGAGAUACAAUAAAAUCAAAGA